CGCGCCACCUCUCUAUGGCGUUGAGAUGGAAAACAUUAAGUCCAGGACAUGUACUGUUUUCGACCUCACUGAUGUGGGUGUCACACAUCGCGCGCGAGGUGGCGAUAAUAAAUUAUAAGAGUUAGGUUAUCUCACUGCCGAGACAAACUUAAUAGUUGGAAGCAGUUAUUUUUGAGAACAACAAUGAUUAGUUCUAACGAGAGUGAUGAUAGUGCCGAAGGUUUGCAAGGGAGUAGAAAGCGAAAAAGGAAUCCGAAAGUUUGGAAAGACAAUAAAAGGAAAACUGCUGCUCUUAAAGGUGAAGCCUAUGUUUCUACAUCCGGAAAAAGGGUUGCACCAAAAUCAUCUGGGUCUCCAUGUGGGUGCAAGGAGAAGUGCACAGAGAAGUUCCCGAUGAAAAAAAAAACAAUCUUAAUUUCCAAACUAUAUGACGGUAGGCCCAAAAAUGAACGUGACACAUUUCUUCAAGGCCUAAUUGAGGUGACAACCAUUUCAAGACGUAGAGGACGAGUCCAAGCUAAUGCUAAGCCCAAAUCCGCAAGUUUUAAGUAUUCUAUAUUGGAAAGCUCUGGAAACCGUGUGGCAGUAUGCAAGCGAGCUUUCAUGAGUAUUUACGGUGUGUCACAUAUGCAAAUUCAACGCUUAACUACAUUGCUUGUGACCGGCGCAUCUCCAAGAGAUUUAAGGGGCCUACACAAUAACAGGCCACGUUCCAAAUCAGAUGAAGUACUAAUCAGAAUUAGGGAGCACAUAGAACGUUUCCCACGUAAAAGUACUCAUUAUUCUUCUAGAGUACAUCAAUACCUAGAUGCUAGGCUAAAUGUUAAAACAAUGCACUCUCUAUUUAUUAAAGAAAAUCCUGAUUUGCAGCAUGAUGUUAAGUAUGAAUUCUAUUUAAAGUACUUCAAGGAAAAUUAUGCACUCAAAUUUGGAAGACCACAGGUGGACGUCUGUUCCGAAUGCGAACGAUUAGGCGCCAAGAUUAAAAGUAAAGAUUUGAAUGAUAAUGCAAAGCGAGUGGCCACAGCAGAACUGAUAGUCCAUAAGCGACGUGCCAAAAAAUUUUAUAACAAACUGCAGGAUAUCCAAAAACUCUGUCAAAAUCGACCUGAAGUUGCCGGUAUUACUUUAGAUUACAUUCAAAAUCUACCCCUCCCGAAUAUACCAGUUCAAGAAAUCUUUUAUUUUCGGCAACUAUGGGUAUAUGCUUUAGAAAUUCAUAAUUUAUCAGACAAUUCUGGACAUUUUUACACAUACCACGAAGGGCAUGCCUGCAAAGGACCAAACGAGGUCUGCACAUUCCUCAAAAACUACAUAGAGACUCACAUUCCUUGA
This is a messenger RNA of Acanthoscelides obtectus, 1335 nucleotides long. Lineage: Eukaryota; Metazoa; Arthropoda; Insecta; Coleoptera; Chrysomelidae. The record is from the annotation of a GenBank genome assembly.